AUGCCGCUCCAGGCUCUGAUGGUCCCAGGCCCCGUGUCGUCCAGUUCUCUCAGCUGUGCAACUCUGCCCCCUGCCGCGAGAACCAACACGGCUACCCCCAGAAGCCCCUUCAGAGGGUGUCUCUUGGGUGGUGUCUAUUGGACCGCCUUCCAGCCCAGCCCAGCCCAGCCCAGCCCACGGGCACUCUUUCCGCAAGGGACGCGAGCCAGCGGCAGGGCCCCGUCCCCAGUGCGGGGGCGCGACGGUUCCAGGCCUGGGGAAAGCAGAAGGCAGCCGCGGGCCCCUGGAGUCAGGCCCACCGGCCAGCCCCAGGCCUCGGCCUCCGAGAGCGGAGCCCCCGAGCGGAGCCCGCUUGCAGCCCCCGCCGGCGCCAGAGAGGAGGGCGGGCCCGGCCGGGCUGCGGCGUGCCUGACCCCGGCUGCUAAUCCCGUCUGGGCCGGGCGGCCAAGAGAUCGUCUUGCGCCCCUCCCGCCCGCCCGCCCUGCUUACGGGGCGAAUUGCUGGGAUGGCCACGCGGCCGUCUCGGGUUCGGCACCUGCUGCUUCCAGGCGGCGGCCAAGGAGCCCGGCCCAGGGCAGGGGGCGGCCACGGGCCGGGGUCCCCCUCCCGGGGAAGAGCCGGGCCUGCUGCUGCGCUCAGCAUCCGGCGCCCCUGCCCAGCCCCCGGGCCUGGCAGCCCGCCCGCCCGCCCGCCCUCCGAGGGCCCGGGGCAGCUUCACCAUCACGGCCCGCUGGGCUGCGAGCGCAGGGCCGGCCCGGAGCCACCCGCCAGCGCGGGAGCAGAGCGGCGCGCGGCCCAGGGCGGAGGCAGGAGACGGCGGGAGGCUCCCGGGCUGCCUGCCAGGAGUCCCGCCCCUGCGAGGCCCCUUGCCCCGAAAGCCCGUCGCAGCCAGGCCCCCGGGCGCUCGCCUCGCCACGCCUGCCCCUUAAGCCAGGCCCCGCUGGGCCCCCGCGGGUGGCUUGGCGAGGAGCCGGGAGUCCCCGCUGCGGAGGCGCCUCGGGCUGCUGCGAAGAGCGCGCAGGCACCCGCGCACCCCCCCCCACAAGUGUUCUGAAAGGGGUCAAGUAA
Messenger RNA from Eublepharis macularius, 1068 nucleotides. RefSeq names its product translation initiation factor IF-2-like. The record is from RefSeq and is a predicted model, not a curated record. The transcript has 2 exons. Lineage: Eukaryota; Metazoa; Chordata; Lepidosauria; Squamata; Eublepharidae. Bases 1 to 1068 code for a protein of 355 amino acids.